AUGAUUAUAGGUGAUCUUGUUGUCGUAAUAAUUGGUAUCAUGGUUGUCGUAAUAAUUGGUCUCAUGGUUGUCGUUAAUAUUCUUAUCAAAUUGUUUGUUGUUAAUUCAAUUGUAGGUGAAGGAGAUUUUGUUGUUAAUUUAAUUGUAGGUGAAGGAGAUUUUGUUGUUAAUUUUAUUCUAGGAAGAUAUGAUUUUGUUGUUAAUCUUAUUCUAGGAAGAUAUGGUUUAGUUGUUAAUCUUAUUCUAGGAAGAUAA
Molecule: messenger RNA, 255 nt
Organism: Strongyloides ratti
Lineage: Eukaryota; Metazoa; Nematoda; Chromadorea; Rhabditida; Strongyloididae
Exons: 1
Coding region: 1-255 (84 amino acids)
Source: RefSeq, a predicted model, not a curated record